Messenger RNA from Arvicola amphibius (Eurasian water vole), 2210 nucleotides. RefSeq names its product phosphoenolpyruvate carboxykinase 2, mitochondrial (gene Pck2). Bases 182 to 2104 code for a protein of 640 amino acids. Gene Ontology annotation, molecular function: manganese ion binding; GTP binding; phosphoenolpyruvate carboxykinase (GTP) activity. Gene Ontology annotation, cellular component: cytosol. The transcript has 10 exons. Lineage: Eukaryota; Metazoa; Chordata; Mammalia; Rodentia; Cricetidae. The record is from RefSeq and is a predicted model, not a curated record. Gene Ontology annotation, biological process: response to starvation; cellular response to insulin stimulus; hepatocyte differentiation.
CGGCCCACAGGCGAGAAACUCAGCUAGGUUCCGCCCCGGUGCCUGCCCGCCUCCUUUUUAAGCGCCUCCCGCCCAACCUCAGCUCCCUCUGGCUUUGCCACGCUCCUUCCUACCCCGCCUUCCUUGUCUCCCCCGACUGCUCUGGUUCCUGUGGCCAUCCCGCAGCGCCAGCCCAGGUGCCAUGGCUGCUGUGUACCUCCCCAGCCUGCGGCUUAGCUUGCAUGGGCUGAGGCCCUGGCUCUGGUCACCAUGCCGUAACAUCCAAACUCUGCGGGUACUCAGUGGAGACCUGGGCCAGCUGCCAGCUGGAGUUCGGGACUUUGUGGCACGCAGUGCCCAUCUGUGCCAACCAGAGAGCAUUCACAUUUGUGAUGGGUCUGAGGCUGAGAACGCUGCCACACUGGCCCUGCUGGAACAGCAGGGUCUUAUCCGGAAGCUCCCCAAGUAUAAGAACUGCUGGCUGGCUCGCACAGACCCCAAGGAUGUGGCGCGGGUAGAAAGCAAGACGGUGAUUGUAACCCCUUCGCAGCGGGACACAGUGCCCCUCCUGGCUGAUGGGGCCCGUGGGCAGCUGGGCAACUGGAUGUCCCCAGAUGAGUUCCAGCGAGCUGUGGAUGAGAGAUUCCCAGGAUGCAUGCAGGGCCGCACCAUGUAUGUGCUUCCAUUCAGCAUGGGUCCCGUGGGCUCCCCACUGUCGCGCAUUGGAGUGCAGCUCACUGACUCAGCUUAUGUGGUGGCAAGCAUGCGUAUAAUGACCCGCCUGGGAACACCUGUGCUUCAGGCCCUGGGAGAUGGUGACUUCAUCAAGUGUCUGCAUUCAGUAGGCCAGCCCCUGACUGGGCAUGGGGAUCCUGUGAGCCCGUGGCCAUGCAAUCCGGAAAAAACCCUGAUUGGCCACGUGCCAGACCAGCGGGAGAUCGUCUCCUUCGGCAGCGGCUAUGGUGGUAACUCCUUGCUGGGCAAGAAGUGCUUUGCCCUGCGCAUCGCCUCUCGCCUGGCCAGGGAUGAGGGCUGGCUGGCCGAGCAUAUGCUGAUUUUGGGGAUCACCAACCCUGCAGGCAAAAAGCGCUAUGUGGCAGCUGCUUUCCCCAGUGCCUGUGGCAAAACCAAUCUGGCUAUGAUGCAGCCUGCAUUGCCAGGCUGGAAAGUAGAGUGUGUGGGGGAUGACAUCGCUUGGAUGAGGUUUGACAGUGAAGGUCAGCUCCGGGCCAUCAACCCUGAGAAUGGCUUCUUUGGGGUAGCCCCUGGCACAUCUGCUACCACCAAUCCCAAUGCAAUGGCCACAAUCCUGAGUAACACUCUUUUCACCAACGUGGCCGAGACCAGUGACGGCGGUGUGUACUGGGAAGGCAUUGACCAGCCUCUUCCACCUGGUGUCACUGUAACCUCCUGGCUGGGAAAGCCCUGGAAACCUGGUGACAAGGAACCCUGUGCACAUCCCAAUUCACGCUUUUGUGUCCCGGCUCGCCAGUGUCCCAUCAUGGACCCAGCCUGGGAAGCACCAGAGGGUGUCCCCAUUGAUGCCAUCAUCUUUGGAGGCCGCAGACCCAAAGGGGUACCUCUAGUGUAUGAAGCCUUCAACUGGCGUCAUGGGGUGUUUGUAGGUAGCUCCAUGCGCUCAGAGUCCACUGCAGCUGCUGAACACAAAGGAAAGAUCAUUAUGCAUGAUCCCUUUGCCAUGCGGCCUUUUUUUGGCUAUAAUUUUGGACACUACCUCCAACACUGGCUGAGCAUGGAGGGACACAAAGGAGCCCGGCUGCCUCGCAUCUUCCAUGUCAACUGGUUCCGCCGAGAUGAAGCAGGCCGCUUCCUGUGGCCAGGUUUUGGGGAAAACGCUCGUGUGCUAGACUGGAUCUGCAGACGGUUAGAUGGGGAAGACAGUGCCCAAGAGACUCCCAUCGGGCUGGUGCCAAAGGAAGGAGCCCUGAAUCUCAGUGGCCUCAAAGCGAUAGACAACAUUCAGCUGUUCUCCAUCCCGAAGGACUUCUGGGAACAGGAGGUUCGUGAUAUUAGGAGCUACCUGACCGAGCAAGUCAACCAGGAUCUGCCUAAGGAGGUGUUGGCAGAGCUUGAGGCUCUGGAGGGGCGUGUGCGAAGAAUGUGACCUGAGGCUCUAGGCUAGCAAGAGCACCACACCCCCAUCUGGGUAGGGAAUGCCCAGGCUCGUAGAAAACAUGGAUGGUUUGAUAUUAAAUGUGUGCAUAUUGGAA